Erinaceus europaeus (western European hedgehog) is the source of this 2735-nucleotide messenger RNA. It is a transcript of the gene ADGRF4, whose product is annotated as adhesion G protein-coupled receptor F4. Bases 44 to 2119 code for a protein of 691 amino acids. Gene Ontology annotation, biological process: cell surface receptor signaling pathway; G protein-coupled receptor signaling pathway. Lineage: Eukaryota; Metazoa; Chordata; Mammalia; Eulipotyphla; Erinaceidae. Gene Ontology annotation, cellular component: membrane. Gene Ontology annotation, molecular function: G protein-coupled receptor activity. The record is from RefSeq and is a predicted model, not a curated record. The transcript has 8 exons.
CUUCACUGUUUUCUACUUCAGGUGAAGAUACUAGUGUGUGAAAAUGAAGCACCAGGCAAUCAUGGUUUACAGUUUAAUGCUAUUUCUGGUCACAGAAUGUUCUAAUUACAGACCCAGGACCCACAGAAAACAUGAAGAUAAAUUUUACCAACCUGAAGGGAAACCUAAGACUGAACGAAUACAAGAGAAAUGUCAUGGAGCCUGCAUUGCAUCUUCCAAUUGUAGCCUUUCCUGUGCUCGGCACUUUCAUGGAAAAAUAGAAUUUACCUGUGAUCAAAAUAAAUGGAAAAAAUCCACAGAAACAUGUACAAGCCUUUCUGUGGAAACACUCUUUAAGGAUUCAGAUAUUUCAUCACGUGUUUCUGCAGCGGCAGCAGCUUCCAUACCCCUACACAUUCUUGACCUGCGAGCUCCAGAGACCAGCGUCAAUGUAGUUGAGGGACUUCGCAAGAACUGUCCGCAUGAUUACUCCUGCAUAGUUAACGUGGUGCAAUCAUCAGAGGUCACGUCUGGAAAUAUUGCGUUUAUAGUGCAGCUACUAAGGAAUAUUUCUGAAGGCUUAUCAGAUAAUGUUACCCAAGAGAAGAUGAAGAGCUAUAGCAAAAUGGCCAACCAUAUUCUCGACCCAGCAGCUAUCUCAAACUGGGCUUUCAUCCCUGACAAAAACGCCAGCUCUGAUUUGUUGCACUCUGUGAAUCUGUUUGCUAGACAACUCCACCUGGAUAAAGAACCUGAGAGCUUUGUGGAUGAACCCUUCAUUCAGACCAAAGGGUUUCACCUCGACCACAAUACCUCUGAAAAAAUGUUCAAUUUUUCCAUGAAUGUGAACAAUACCCAAAAGGGUAUCUUAGGAACAAUAGAAAUUCCCAGGCAAGAGCUCUGGAAGCUGUCAUCAAACACAACCCGAGGUAUCAGCAUAGCAUUUCCCACCUUAGGGAAGGUUCUGAAAGAGGUUCACCUGCAAAAUACGAGCCUUCCUAAGUCGGUAAACGGCCUGAUCCUCUCAGUGAUUUUGCCAGAAAGAUUGCAGCAAGUCUUACUCACCUUUGAGAAGAUCAAUAAAUCCCAGAAUGUGAGGGCACUUUGUGUCGGCUGGCACUCCAAGAAGAGGAAAUGGGAAGAGAAUUCAUGUAAAACAAUGAUGGACCACCGGGACAAGGUGAAAUGCCAGUGUAACUACACAAGCGCACUCAUGUCUUUCUCCAUCUUGAUGUCUCCCAAAUCAAUAAAUAACAAGAUCCUGGACUACAUCACCUGCAUCGGGCUAAGCAUUUCCAUCCUUAGCUUGCUUUUUUGCCUGAUUAUUGAAGCCAUAGUGUGGUCCCGGGUGGUUGUCACAGAGAUAUCAUACAUGCGUCAUGUGUGUAUUGUGAACAUAGCCGUGUCGCUCCUGAUUGCUAAUGUGUUGUUCAUCGUAGCUUCUAUUUUUAAGAAAAAGGUUCAGGACAACUGGUGUGUUGCAGUCACAUUUUUCACCCACUUCUUCUACCUCUCAUUAUUUUUCUGGAUGUUCUUCAAAGCGCUCCUCAUCAUCUAUGGAAUACUGGUCAUUUUUCGUAGGAUGGUGAAGUCCCACAUGAUGGCUAUUGGCUUUGCCACUGGCUACGGAUGCCCACUGGUCAUUGCUGUUACCACAAUUGCUGUCACAGUCCCAGGAAGAGGCUAUGUGAGAACCGAUGCUUGUUGGCUUCAGUGGCACAAUACCAAAGCCCUUCUAGCAUUUGCUGUCCCAGCCCUGGUGAUUGUAGCUGUGAAUCUUUUUGUGGUUUUGGUUGUGGCUUUCAACACUCAGAGACCCUCUAUUGGCAGUUCCAAGUCUCAGGAUGUGACCAUAAUUAUGAGGAUCAGCAAGAAUGUUGCCAUCCUUACCCCACUGCUGGGACUGACUUGGGGGUUUGGAAUAGUCACACUCAUGGAAAACAUACCCUUAUCAUGCCAUAUAAUCUUUGCCCUGCUCAAUGCUUUCCAGGGAUUCUUCAUCUUGCUGUUUGGAGCCAUCAUGGAUCACAAGAUAAGAGAUGCUUUGAAAAUGAGAAUGUCUUCACUUAAGGGGAAAUCAAGAGUAGUAGAGAAUGCAUCCUUAAACCCAACCAAUGGAUCUAAAUUAAUGAAGCGUUGAGGAUGAAGAGUGAGUAUUGAACAUAAAAAUCCAGGGAGGGGGAUGGGUGGUAGCACUGCCGGUUAAGCGCACAUGGCGCGGAAGUGCAAGGAUCGCGCCUAAGGAUCCGGGUUUGAGGCCCCGGCUCUCCACCUGCAGGGGGGUUGCCUCACAAGUGGUGAAGCACGUCUGCAGGCGUCUUUCUCCCCUCUUCUCCAUCUUCCCCUCCUCUUUUGAUUUCUCUCUGUCCUAUCCAAGAACAACAGUAGUAAUAACAAUAACAACAAUAACCAUGAUAAACAACAAGGGCAACAAAAGUGAAAAAAUAGCCUCCAGGAGCAGUGGAUUAGUAGUGCAGGAUGAGCCCCAGCGAUAACCCUGGAGGAACCACUAGAGAAAGAGACAGGCUGGGAGUAUGGAUCCACCUGUCAAUGCCCAUGUUCAGCGGGGAAGCAAUUACAGAAGCCAGACCUUCUACCUUCUGCCUCCCACAAUGACCCUGGGUCCAUGCUCCCAGAGGGAUAGAGAAUGGGAAAGCUAUCAGGGGAGGGGAGGGAAUACGGAGUUCUGGUGGUGGGAAUUGUGUGGAGUUGUACCCCUCUUAACCUAUGGUUUUUGUCAAUGUUGCCUUUUUAUA